AUGUCAUUAGUAUUAUCAGAUUGUGAUUCAAACAGCUAAAAUGAUGAAAUUUAUUCUUUAGCUAAAAAAUCAAAACACAAAGUUAAAAUUAUUAAAGGAAACGUCGAUAAGAAAAUUAAUAAAGAUAAUGAGGAAAAGGAUCCUUUGUUGAUAAAUUAUAAUAUAUCUAAGUAUGAAAUUGUUAUUUUUGAAAAUAAAGAAGACGAUGUAAAAGAUAAUCUUAAUUUAAAAAAUAAUAGAAAAUAUAAAAAUGUAGGUUAAACUAAAUAUUAAAUUUAUAAUUAUAAUAAUGAAUAAAAUUUACCAAAUAAAAAAAACAAAUAAUAUGAAACAUAAUAAUAAUAAUAAUAAUAAUAACAAUAACAAUAACAAUAACAAUAACAAUAACAAUAACAAUAACAAUAACAAUAACAAUAACAAUAACAAUAACAAUAACAAUAACAAUAACAAUAACAAUAACAAUAACAAUAACAAUAACAAUAACAAUAACAAUAACAAUAACAAUAUCAAUAACAAUAACAAUAACAAUAACAAUAACAAUAACAAUAACAAUAACAAUAACAAUAACAAUAACAAUAACAAUAACAAUAACAAUAACAAUAACAAUAACAAUAACAAUAACAAUAACAAUAACAAUAACAAUAACAAUAACAAUAACAAUAACAAUAACAAUAACAAUAACAAUAACAAUAACAAUAACAAUAACAAUAACAAUAACAAUAACAAUAGGCUAAUAAAACUCAUAAAAUUAUCAACAAAAUAAAAAUAUAUAAACUAACUCAAAUGAUAUUAGCUAAUAAAAUAUUCAACUGA
Messenger RNA from Ichthyophthirius multifiliis, 813 nucleotides. RefSeq lists its product as hypothetical. The record is from RefSeq and is a predicted model, not a curated record. NCBI's taxonomy places the organism in Eukaryota, Ciliophora, Oligohymenophorea, Hymenostomatida. The transcript is spliced from 6 exons.